AUGGAAGGGUACAGCUUAGAGAAGGACUUUCGUAGUGUAGCCCUUGGAGAGGGUAUCAUUCAGGAUAUGCAAUUGAGCUUGACAGGGGUACAGCAAAUUAUGGUCAAGAUUAUUUUGUUUGAUGGAACACUGCACGACACAAAAAAGUUGCACGUUGGAAAACCUGAACUGAACUGUGUUCGACGUACCUUCUGUGUCAAGCAGCUCCGGGAUGAUAUCCCAAAUACUAUGGUAUGA
Opisthorchis viverrini is the source of this 237-nucleotide messenger RNA. RefSeq lists its product as hypothetical. The record is from RefSeq and is a predicted model, not a curated record. The coding region runs from base 1 to 237 and encodes 78 amino acids. The transcript has a single exon. Lineage: Eukaryota; Metazoa; Platyhelminthes; Trematoda; Opisthorchiida; Opisthorchiidae.